AUGUCGACCUCCACAUCAGGCUCCUCCUCCUACUCCAGCCCCGCACCACCCACCUUUUUACCAACCGCAGCGCUGGACCAUGCUCUUUCGGGCAUCACAGCAGGAGCAGUAGCGACAGUAUGUAUGCAGCCGCUGGACCUGAUCAAGACGCAGUUCCAAGUACGCACCACUCCACUGGGACGUUGGGCUAGCGAUCUGGGCCGGGCGAGGAUCGAGGCGGCUGAGAGGCACGGAGCUGCUGGUGCUGCUUCUUCUCGUCCAAGUGGCUCGGAUCGCAGCAUUCCAGUCCAAAAGUCGAGAUAUCUGCGACGUGCAAGGAUACCUUGGCAGAGGGUGCUGGGAGUGCACAUGGCCAAGGACAUGAGCAGGGCUUGGUCUGAGAUUGUCAAGCGCGACGGCUGGCAAGGGUUAUAUCGGGGUUUGGGACCCAAUGUGGCGGGCAACAGCGCCAGCUGGGGUCUCUACUUUCUCUGGUGAGCUGUGCCCUCGCAGACGAUUGCGACUUUCUGCCGUCGUGACUUUGCAAAGGGGAGUGACGGCUCAUCAGAGCUACCGUCCGCCACCACUCCCGAACAGGUACACAAUGAUCAAGGACUACAUGGCGCGCCAAGAUUCGAGCGACGGGGGCAAAAAGUUGAGUCCUGGGCAGCAUUUGCUAGCUGCUAGUGAGAGCGGUGAGUGUCUUUAAAGGUAUCAAGAGGCUCGCGACGCGCCCACGGCACUGAACCCCGCCACUUCCCAACAGGCGCAAUCACUGCUCUCAUGACGAAUCCAAUCUGGGUGGUCAAGACACGCAUGUUCACCACCUCUCCCAACGCCGCUGCCACCUCUACUAGUCUGUCUGCCAUCUCAGCAGCAAACCCGACCUCUACACCUUCUCCGUCCAUUUCAGCCGCCCACAACGCAACACUCUACCGAGGCUUGAUGCACGGCCUGCGGGAAAUAUGGAGGUACGAAGGUGUAAAGGGUCUCUACAAAGGUGCUGGAUUGGCAUUAUUUGGAGUUAGCAACGGCGCUAUACAAUUUGUGGCGUACGAGGAAGGGCGAAGAUGGAGGAGCGACAAAGCUAGAAGGAGGGCAGCGGCCGCCAGUGGCACCCGGAGUAGCUCCCCCACUGCAUCUGGACAGCGCGAGAAUGACCUCGUCAAAUUGGUGAGCGACCCGGCCUGACUUUGUCGCGCUGAAAAGCGAGCUGAUUGCGUCGAUUGCACGCGACAGAGCAACACCGAGUAUGUCGUCAUCUCGGGCCUCUCUAAAUUCCUCGCCAUCGUAAUCACCUAUCCGUAUCAGGUCAUUCGAUCGCGCAUUCAAGUAAGUCUAGAAAGGCGCGAGAUUCGGUAGCACAUAAAAGCUGAGUGUCGUCGUCCUUCGAAUCGACCAGAAUCAAGCGACGUCGCACAUCUACACUUCCAUUCCAACAUGCAUAAGACUGACUUACACUCAGGAAGGAUUGGGAGCCUUCUAUCGCGGCAUGGCCCCUAAUGCCGUUCGCAUCAUUCCAGGAACUUGCGUCACCUUUGUCGUGUACGAGAAUAUGAGCUGGGCGCUCAAGGGAGCCGCUUCUAGACGCGCAGGUUUCGACGUCACCGAUGCGAAAGAAGUUCAUAGAGAGGUAUAA
Molecule: messenger RNA, 1618 nt
Organism: Ceraceosorus bombacis
Lineage: Eukaryota; Fungi; Basidiomycota; Exobasidiomycetes; Ceraceosorales; Ceraceosoraceae
Source: the annotation of a GenBank genome assembly